CUGUGACAGAGCGGGUCGCUGGACGCGGAACUGCAGCAGCACCGCCGUAACCGUAAAUUGUGAUAAUUGAUUUCAAUUUGUUUCAUGAAAGCGGCGGCGGCACCCUUCUCCAGCGAGAUGUUUCAAACGAAGCUGGACCUUUGCGCGCGCAGUAUGGUUGCAGACUCCACGACGGCCGAACAGAAUGCGUCGAGGACGACGCUGAUAUGCCGGGCAUGUCUUGUGCUCCUGGGUCCCCAGGAUGCCGCCUACAGCCUGGACAGCGAACAGGACCUGGCGAGGAAAUAUUUUGGCUGCACUGGUGCCGAUCCGGGAAAAGAUGAGGACGAUGUGCUGGCCCAACUGGUGGUCCUGAAGAGCAUCUGCGAGUGUUGCUAUCAAUUAGUGCAAAAAUUCUAUGCAUUUCAACGCAUGUGCGAAGAGUCCUCGCGCAACUUUCAGAAGCUGCUCCAGGACAUAGACUUGUACUGCCUCAAGGCCCAGGAGGAUGCAGUUCCAGCUUUACCGGAUACUCCUUCGGAGAGCAAUGAGUCCACUAAUCAGGAGGAGCUAGCGGAGGCCCCAAGCAUGGAAUCAAUUGAGGAGAUUGAAGAAGUUUACAUAAUCGAGGACGAAGGCAGCAAACAGGAUCUGGGCAAGGAAAAGGUUCCCCGCAUUUUCGCCCAAUACAAAAGGACAACAGGCCAGCGAAAGCGGCGAGUGAGACACACCCUCGACUGCGGCAUAUGUCAGCGCGGCUUCUACAAAUCGUCCCUGCUGGAGGCCCAUGUGAAGCAGCAGCACGAGGGCGUGAACCCCUAUACCUGCGUCCAUUGCGGCAAGAGCUAUGCGAGGGCCAACUUACUAGACACACACCUGCGGGAGAUUCAUUGCAAUGGCAGCGGGCGGGUUACCUAUCCCUGUCCCAGCUGCAGCAAAGUGUACACAGCGGCGCGGAGUCUCAAAUAUCAUGUGAAACGGCAGCAUGAGUCCGAGUUCUCCUCCACCGACGAUUGCCAGUAUAUUUGCGAAGAGUGCGGCAAGUCCUUUGGGCGAAGGGCUCACCUAACCCGCCACAAGGCGACGCAUGGCAAGCCCGAGGAGCGGAAAUAUGCCUGCGAGCACUGUGACCAUAGGUUCCACACCAAGGAGAACAUGACGGAUCACCUGCAGCGAAGACAUGGCAACAGAGACUUGCCUCGUUGCAGAAAGUGCGGGCGCAUCUUCCGGGAGAGAUCGGACCUCGGCAAACACUCGUGCAGAGAGCCAAGGACUAAGCCAAAUGUAGUUUAAUAAUUUGUUUUAUUUAUGUAAGUGAUUUUUCAAUAACAUCAAGCUAACUCAACUGUUACAAAUGAUUCGAAUUACUUGGAAUUUGUUGGGGGGGAAAAAUGCCGAACGAAUGAGUGGAUGGAUGGCGACACUAGUACAUGACUGAAUGGUUCAUUGAUUGAUUGGUGAUUGAUUCGGUGAGGCUACACUCUCUAAAAUUAGCUAACAUUCACAUAAUGGCCGGGGCGCAGCACAGUCGCUUCUAAAUCAUCAUCAUCAU
Molecule: messenger RNA, 1531 nt
Organism: Drosophila kikkawai
Lineage: Eukaryota; Metazoa; Arthropoda; Insecta; Diptera; Drosophilidae
Product: zinc finger protein Paris
Biological process (GO): regulation of transcription by RNA polymerase II
Cellular component (GO): nucleus; chromosome
Molecular function (GO): chromatin insulator sequence binding; zinc ion binding
Source: RefSeq, a predicted model, not a curated record